GACGUAACAGGCAAAGCAGCUGUUGUUUUUCGAGUACCAAACCAAAUUUUAAGUCCAUAUUUGCUUUUCUUUUUCUUCAGUUGCACGUAUUUCCUUUAAACUACACAGAGACUGUUGUCAGCGUUGGACGAAAAACUUGACGGAGAUGGCUUUUCUGGACACGGAUGGGUUAAUGCAAGACAUAGACAGUGACUAUCAGCAAGAAGAUGAAGAACCACAAAGCAACCACGAAAGACUGGAAGACGCAGAAGAUAAUCUUGAAGCUCUGAGAAAUAGAAAAGCAAAUCCCGAGACUCAAGAAGAUGUUGAAGAAAGUCCGGACCCUCAAGAAGAACAUCAGGCCAAACCGAAAAAACUAUUUACAGCGGCACGGAAGAAGCUGGCAUCUCUGGAUAAACGAAUGACGAAGAUGGAAAAUUCCAUGAAAAAGCUUUCUAAACAAAUCAAAACUGUACAAAAAGAAAUGAACGCAACCUUGAAGGGAAGUGGUACUAUCCAGGAAAUCAGCAUGAAAACAGUGUUAACACAAAACAGUAUGGACUUCCACCUCCGUAAACCCUACAGCGUUAAGAUAGCGGUCGACAGGCGCGACAGCUUCACAAACUCUAGCACGCCAUCUAACCACGACAACAUCCCGUCUCCGUCUGAUUAUUCCAACAACCCAUCUCCAUCAAACCAUGCCACCGUAGGGUCACCAUCCAACACUGGCAACGUCAGCUCACCAUUCAAUAAUGGUGGCACUACACCAUUCAUUAAUGGUGUCAGUACACCAUUCAUUAAUGGUGUCAGUACACCAUACAAUAAUGAAAUCUUUAGUGCACCAUGCAACAUUGGCAACAUCAGUACACCAUACAACAAUGCCAUCAACACUACGCGGUGUACUUGUUUGGAGAAAUUGUUUCUUGCUAUAAUGAUGACCUCAUUCAUAAUCUGCGUUUACAGCUUAUAUUUGCUUCUAGAUAUGUAAUAUAUGUGCAUAUAUAUAUAUAUAUAUAUAUAUAUAUAUAUAUAUAUAUAUAUAUAUAUAUAUAUAUAUAUAUAUAUAUAUAUAUAUAUAUAUAUAUAUAUAUAUAUACUAGCCGUCCCGGCCAAACCCUGCUCUGGCUUCUGUGAAAAACCUUUCUGUUAAAGACCAUUACCUGUGUGCUUAGUAAUCAUCAUAAACCCGGCAUUGUCCACCCAAACCACAACCAACCAAACCAACAAAACGCAAACAUAACGCUAACACAAUUACAAAUACAAACGAAAACAAAAACCAUGAGUCAACUAGCUAGUACCAAAACAAAACAAGCUGCCCAACUUGUCUAGCACGCUAGCCAGAUAUUUACCUCGUUAUCUCGUUUGGUCUCCCGUCACCAUUGGCGAGGUCACCUGGACAUGGGUGUUCUCUUACCACGUGACUAGAAGAUGACAUGACAUACAGGUCCGCUAAUUAGACGAUUGUGUGUCAUCGCAUACAGGUCAACUUAUUCGACAAUUGUGUGUCAUAUGUCUUGUGUAAGCCAACGAGAAUGUAUGGGCAUGUCUUGACUAUGCGUUGAUGAAA
Molecule: messenger RNA, 1546 nt
Organism: Physella acuta
Lineage: Eukaryota; Metazoa; Mollusca; Gastropoda; Physidae
Source: RefSeq, a predicted model, not a curated record